This is a messenger RNA of Raphanus sativus (radish), 524 nucleotides long. Its product is annotated as dolichol-phosphate mannose synthase subunit 3. Gene Ontology annotation, biological process: GPI anchor biosynthetic process. The record is from RefSeq and is a predicted model, not a curated record. Lineage: Eukaryota; Viridiplantae; Streptophyta; Magnoliopsida; Brassicales; Brassicaceae. The transcript is spliced from 4 exons. Gene Ontology annotation, cellular component: endoplasmic reticulum membrane; dolichol-phosphate-mannose synthase complex. Bases 75 to 368 code for a protein of 97 amino acids.
AACAGAUUGGUUUUAAGACAGCUUAAAAGGUUGAAACUUCUAGUGUGGCGGUGAGACCUGAGUACAUAAAGGUAAUGAAGCACGUGGUGAAGAUAUUGAGCCUGCUGCUGGCAGUCUCUGCCUUUUGGAUUACUCUUUUGCAGGCUGCAAUUGUUCCACAAAGUCAUACAUGGUUGCUACCGAUAUACUUUGUAGUGUCACUUGGAUGCUAUGGUCUAUUAAUGGUUGGGAUCGGGAUAAUGCAGUUCCCUACCUGUCCUCAAGAAUCAGUUCUGUUGAACCAUGAUAUUGCAGAGGCAAAAGACUUCUUAAGCACAAACGGGAUAGAUAUUGGUUCUGUGACAGUUCUUUUUAACACGAAAGCUUAACCCUGUGUCUCAUUUUCCUUUUUCAUUAUCGUUUUUCUUUCCAUUAAGUUGGAAUUGUGAUAUUUACUUUGAGAAACCAUUUAGAAAUUUUGUUUCUGUGUUGAAUAUUGUAAAACACUAACCAAGUUUCAGUUUAACCAUGUCUAUUGGCCUAAA